This is a messenger RNA of Gadus morhua (Atlantic cod), 1617 nucleotides long. Its product is annotated as cell adhesion molecule 3-like. The transcript has 6 exons. NCBI's taxonomy places the organism in Eukaryota, Metazoa, Chordata, Actinopteri, Gadiformes, Gadidae. The coding region runs from base 444 to 1373 and encodes 309 amino acids. Gene Ontology annotation, biological process: T cell costimulation; negative regulation of T cell proliferation; cell surface receptor signaling pathway. The record is from RefSeq and is a predicted model, not a curated record. Gene Ontology annotation, cellular component: external side of plasma membrane.
UGAUGUAUCAAAGUACUUUUUUUCUUCUGAAGAUGAUUUCACCAAUAUUGAUACAUUUAUAAUAAGUGAGGUGAAGGGAAAAAACAAAACUAUUUCCUGAACAUGUAGCCUAUAGUUUGGAGUUGGAUCUUUUGCUGAACAAUAACCCAAUAUACUCCUGUGAUGUGGAAGUUAAAAUAGGUGGAUAUUCAAAUGAUAAUUUGAGAUAUCAUCUUUCUAACGUAGAUCUCUAUCUCUCACACACACACACACACACACACACACACACACACAUGCACACACGCACGCACGCACGCAUGCAUACACGGCUGAGGAUGCAACAAUGACAAGGCUUGGUAGUACUCUGUCACCCAGCCCACAUGAGAGGGACACAAGCCAACACCCUUCUCUUCAGCAAAGAAUAAGGAAGAGUGUCAUCAUUCACUCCGGACUCAAUCAAAACGAUGGAGAUUCUAUUUUUAUUGCUGGGAUUUCUCUUCUUUGUCAAAGGUUGUACUGGCCUUACUCUUCCUGGAAAGGUCGGAGGGACGGUCGUGUUUCAAUGCAACUCAUCGAAGAAGGAAAUAAAGUCUAUUUCCUUUCAAGGAGGCCCAGGUUUUAAAACCGUUAAAAUUCAAUAUUAUGCUCCGACGAAUGAGACCAAAAUCUUUCGACUAGACACCGUCUUGAACCUUGUGGAUAAAACGAUAACCUUUAAGAAUCUAACCGUCUCAGAUGAAGGGAAAUAUAAAUGCGUCAUAUUCUAUGGGGAAGCUCGUGGAAAAACUGAAGACACCAUAACAACGCUCAACAUAACUGCAACCCCCGAUGCAGUCACACUAGAUCACCACAGCCCUGAGAGCCCUGGUGACGUCUCCAAUGCCUCACUUACAUGUACUGCCAUCGCCGUCUAUCCAGUCAGCAACAUAUCAUGGAACGUUUCUGGUGUCCUUGAGCAUCAAUGGAAGAACGUCGUUAAGCAGGAUAAGAAUUCUUCGCUGUUCAACAUCUCUAGUACUGCGUUCUUCAACUGUUCAGACGGAUCAACGCGACUCAUCAGAUGCUUUUUAGGGGGCGUUUCCUCUGACGAGAAGAUUGUCUGUCAACAGCCAAAGGGUGUACCUAUCGGUACUUCACUGCUAAUAAUCGUACCAGUGGUAUUCCUGGCAGGUGUUACAGUGGUGGCACUUUGUUGUGAUUGGAAACCCAAAAGAAAUUCACCAGGACCACCGAUGCCGGAACAGGACAAUGUGCAGGACGUGGAACUACAGGUCUUCCGGCCGAGAACUGAUGAGACUCCUAUCAGACAGCAGAGUGCAGCAAUGGGUACCAUUGGGACCACGGCCGAGAAGGAGACUGAUGAGACUGAUAUAUUGUUGACCACAGGGACUUGAACUUGCUUUGUUUACUGUGUGUGUGUGUGUGUGUGUGUGUGUGUGUGUGUGUGUGUGUGUGUGUGUGUGUGUGUAUGUGUGUGGUGUUGUAGUUACAGAAUGGCACAUAGAAUAGGUGAUUAAGCAAGAAUGUCAUGUUACCAUGAGACCGGUCACUCUUUGACCGGUCGAGUGCUUCCUAGCGUUUGUAACGUUCAGACUUUGGAAUGACUUGGUAGUGUGGAAGCGCCUCCGCUUCCGCUUU